CGGCUCCCCCGGCGUGAUGACGUCACGAGCUCAGCAGAUGCUACAAGUACGCGAUGACGUCACGCGCUGUCUCUUUUGGCGCUGCGCGCUGCGAGGAUGAAGACCAUCCUCAGCAACCAGACCGUGGACAUCCCCGAGCAAGUGGGAGUGUCGCUGAAGGGCCGGACGGUCAUUGUGAAGGGACCCCGAGGAACCCUGCGGAGAGAUUUUAACCACAUCAAUGUGGAGCUGUCCCUCCUGGGAAAGAAGCACAAGAAGCUGCGUGUUGACAAGUGGUGGGGAAACAGAAAGGAGCUGGCAACAGUUCGCACGAUUUGCAGCCAUGUACAGAACAUGAUCAAGGGCGUCACUCUGGGCUUUCGCUACAAGAUGAGGUCGGUGUAUGCUCACUUCCCAAUCAACGUGGUCAUACAGGACAACGGCUCACUCGUGGAGAUCCGAAACUUCCUGGGAGAGAAGUACAUCCGAAGAGUGCGGAUGAGGCCAGGUGUUACCUGCGCAGUAUCUCAAGCCCAGAAAGAUGAGCUGAUCCUUGAAGGGAAUGAUAUUGAGCUGGUUUCCAAUUCAGCUGCCUUGAUCCAGCAAGCCACCACAGUCAAGAACAAGGAUAUCAGGAAAUUCUUGGAUGGUAUCUAUGUCUCUGAGAAAGGAACAGUGCAGCAGGCAGAUGAGUAAAACUCAUAGUUGCCUGGAUUGAAAUACUACCAUGACACUUUAUACCAGCAAUGUCAGCUGGUAUAAGGUGUAGAAUACAAGAGGGUUAAAUAAAAUAAACUGUAUUUCAUA
This is a messenger RNA of Prinia subflava (tawny-flanked prinia), 786 nucleotides long. It is a transcript of the gene RPL9, whose product is annotated as ribosomal protein L9. The transcript is spliced from 8 exons. Lineage: Eukaryota; Metazoa; Chordata; Aves; Passeriformes; Cisticolidae. Gene Ontology annotation, cellular component: cytosolic large ribosomal subunit; ribosome. Gene Ontology annotation, molecular function: rRNA binding; structural constituent of ribosome. Bases 97 to 675 code for a protein of 192 amino acids. The record is from RefSeq and is a predicted model, not a curated record. Gene Ontology annotation, biological process: cytoplasmic translation.